AUGGCCGAGACUGAACUGCAUGUAGUGGACUUAGUUGCAGAACCUGAUCCUGAUCCAAAAGAAGUUGAUAAAGAUAUUGAUAAAGGAGUUGAUAAAGACAGUAGUAAAGAAAUUAGCCAAGAAAUCGAUAACGAAAUUGAUCAACAAGCUGAUAUUGGAAUAGUUAAAGAAACAGAAACCGGUCACGUAAAUGAUGUAGAAAUUGAUACGGCAAUUGAAAAAACAGUUGAUGAAGGAACUGAAAUAGAAAUUAAUAAAGAAAGUGAUCAGGAAAUUGAAGCAGGACUUAAACCGCACGCCGUUGAACAGGAACAGGACGACGCGAAUGAUAUGUCAAAGAAUGUUGGUCACACUCGCUCUAAAGAUAAUGGACUGAAUUUUCGAUACACCGAUCCGCCGAAAACAAGCAAAGAACGUGAGGAAAUAAGUACCCUGUCUCUUCCAGUGAUACCGAACACAGUGUCGCCACCUGUGUCAAUAACAGGCAUAUUGAACGAUGUUGAGUUUGAGCCUACUAAGACGUCACCAGGAUUCACACCCGCCUGGGACGAACCAGUCGUAUCGUCUCAACGUUCCAUGCCCGUGCGUUCAAAAAGAAAAAGAGAAAUUGUCAAGCUUCCGAAUAUAACAUCACGUGAUGUUCGUAAAACCAGAAAGAGACGUCCAGUAAGAAAGCGCAUAUCGAACUCGCCACCCAAACAUUACUAUGAAUACCGAUACAUUCUUAACAACAGGAUAAGGCUUACCAAAAUCUACACAAGACCUCCAAAAUUUGCUCAGUUACUGAAAAGUGAGACAAACUUUAUUCGGAUGAGCAGGGUAAUAGUCGUAUUGGGGACGAUGUUGUUACGAGAUGUCUUGAAAGCGUAUAUAGAUCGGUUGUACCCACCGAAAGACUUGCAACAGUUUCUACAGCACUAUAAACGCAGGCUUAUCAGUUUCGCAUCCACCCAGAAACUUCUCCAGAAUAGAUGGCACGUUCUUUUUGAUUACGAAAGUUAUGAAGUGGAACUUAAAGACCUGGAUCCCGCUCUCGUAUUCUGGUUCCUGCGUUAUGUAUGUCAUUUCAAGAAGCAGACGGACCUAAUUUGGAAAUGGAAACCAGCCGUGAAUGAUACAAGUGUAGCAGCCGACAUCACUAGAAUCCGUGACAUGAGAAAUGGGCUGAUAAACGCUACAGAAUUUUCUCUUUAUGACGAAGAAUAUGAGCGGAAAGUAGAAGAAUUUAAAUCGGUUAUGGAACGGCUAAGUACGGGAAAAAGACUGUCAGAGAUGAAUGGGAUUCUGAGCGAACUACAGUCUUUUACCGUGAAAGUGACAGACCGUGACGAGAAUCUUGAUAUACUUAGAAAAUGGGCGGAGGAAACACGUGAUCGAUACAUCGAUAAAAUUGCACCGAAUAAACAAGACUGGGAAACAGUUAAAGAAUGUAAAGCAAUGACCCGGCGGUAUCUCAAAAGAUUUAACAGAUCAAAAGUUUUUGUAAAAACAAAAUUCUAUCAGCAGGCAAAGCAGAAGCUUCAAAAGAAUGGAUUUGUAAUUAUUAAAGGAAACACUGGUGAGGGGAAGACGACAACGGCACUGGCGCUAAUGGCGGCAUUGCACGAAGAAGACGAGGUGUUACUUGUAACGUCACCGGAACAAUGGAAAUACAUUAACAAACAUGCAGUGGGCGUCGUACUGUUUGAUGAUUUACUGGGUAGCAUGCAUUUUGAAGAGAAACAAUUAAGUGAUUGGCAAGGUUAUUUUGAUGAGAUGUACCGUGGUUGUAGCGGCAAGAAAGGAACCUCUACUACCCCGAGAAAUUGCGAGAUUUGCGCUUCUGACAGAAAAGACCGUGUAUGCGCAAAAGUGGUGAUAACUAUGCGAAAACACGUUUUCGAUCAUUGCUGGCCGACGUUAUCGAAAUACAAAUUGUUUGCACAAGAAAAUGUUGUUGAAUGCAAUUCAAUAGAACUUACAUUUUCGGAGAAACGGGCAAUUUUAUCCAAACACAUUGUCGCAGAUCACAAGAUUCGGACAGAAGUGGACAAAAGUGCUAAACUACCCAUAUCCAAACUGGGCUUUCCAGAAAGUUGUGCGCUCUUUGUCAGUCAAGAACCAUUUCUCGAUCUAGGGUCACAGUUCUUUGAGCGGCCUAUAGAAAUAUUACAACGCUCAUUGGAUGACUUGUUUAACAAAGACAUGUACGGGUACCUUACACUUGUCGUAAUGAUGUUUCAACCAGGUGGCGCUCUUUUCGUCAAGAGACUUCAGGAGUUCGUGAACGGAGACUUCAAGAAACAAGUCAUUGACAUGGCUGGUGUGUGUGAUAUACCGAUAUCAGCAAAUCUACCCGCCUUAUGUUUAAUGUCACUAGAAAACACUUUGAAACCGUACGUGUAUUACUAUGACGAUAUCGGCUGCUACACAUUCGUGCACGAGAGCGUUCUUGAGAUAAUGAUGUCAACAUUUGUUGAGCGACAUCCGCAGCAUGUCCUCGAAACUUGUGCCAUUCAGUUUAUCAUGGACUAUGUGUCGACGUCAGAGAAAAUUGGCGUACCACGUGAUCAAAUAUUUAUGAUGAGGAUGAAGAAGCCCCGAUUCAUGCUGCUGGCACAGCUGUUUGACCAUUACAUGGGCUACGGUUACGUUGUGAAAAUCGCCCAACACAGAGCGUUCAGGGAUCCCCAGUUUCGGGCAUUCUUUUUUAAUUACGUAAAACAGAAAGAUUCUGUCCAUGAGAUUAUUUUACGUUUAGAUAAUUCAGAAAAGGAAGAUUUACGGCAUGUAGGAUUUCUAUAUGGUGCCAUUGACCAAGAAAAACCAAACGCUGAGCUUGCAAUAGCCAUUCUGAAGUUGGGAUGCCAUGUGGACGGUUCUGUAAAAGCUGAAUGGUGUCUGUCGGAAUUAAGGUCAUCUCUGUGCGUUGCUGUAAAAAGAGGGAACUUUUCUAUAUACGCAGCUCUAGUAGCCACAAAGAUUGACAUUCCCGAUAAACUGCUCACCGACCGAGAAUAUCUGACGUCGAUUGACAUAGUGUCCGACAUUUUGUGGAAGCGCCCAUGGAGCAAAGAGCAGAAGGAUAUUGCUCUUGUGAAGGCCUCGCGACUGACGUCACAUGACGGAUCCGAAAUUGUGUCUCUUCUGCUGCAACACGAUGCGUCUGUCAGCUCAUAAGGUGUGGAACAACGGCUCUAUGUGAAGCUGUCAAAGCAGGUAAUGCAAAAACUGUCUCAAUCUUGUUGCUAUGUGGUGCCAGCAUCUAUGACCGCGACAUGAAUGACCAGUCGCCAUUACAUCAUGCCUGUGACUGGAACCGUGUAGAGACCGUAAAAUUGUUGUUGCAAAAAGGAGC
This is a messenger RNA of Ruditapes philippinarum (Manila clam), 3337 nucleotides long. RefSeq lists its product as uncharacterized. The record is from RefSeq and is a predicted model, not a curated record. The coding region runs from base 1 to 3159 and encodes 1052 amino acids. Lineage: Eukaryota; Metazoa; Mollusca; Bivalvia; Venerida; Veneridae. The transcript is spliced from 18 exons.